This is a messenger RNA of Cydia amplana, 1045 nucleotides long. It is a transcript of the gene Ttc19, whose product is annotated as tetratricopeptide repeat protein 19 homolog, mitochondrial. Gene Ontology annotation, biological process: mitochondrial respiratory chain complex III assembly. The record is from RefSeq and is a predicted model, not a curated record. Lineage: Eukaryota; Metazoa; Arthropoda; Insecta; Lepidoptera; Tortricidae. Gene Ontology annotation, molecular function: protein binding. Gene Ontology annotation, cellular component: mitochondrial inner membrane. The coding region runs from base 53 to 1045 and encodes 330 amino acids. The transcript has a single exon.
CUACUUCAGGAAACAAAUGUAAUUAGUUACAUAAGAGUAAAUUUAAAUAAAUAUGUCGUCGAAGUAUAGGAUUCUAUGGAAUACCAUAUCAAAAAUGAAAUUUGAUAAGAGAUUUAUACAAAAGUGUAUUAAUGUACCGUUCCCUAAAGUAUUACCCAAACAAGCUGCAAUACCAUGCACCAUUGGGUUCUCUCUGUUCACUUGGCUAGGAUUUCAACCAAAACUUAGUGCUGAAGAUGAGCUUAUACAAACCAUCAAACACUGUGUACUUUUUAUUCAAAGAUUGCAAUAUGAUAAGGCUGAACAAUUACUUCACAUUGCAUUAAGGCAGGCCCAGCAGAUGAAUCACAAAAUGGGUGUAACAUACAUCUAUGAUGUCAUGGCUAACUUGGCGUUAGAAAGAGAACAACUAGACAAAGCCAAGCAGCUCUUUGUUGCAGUCACACAGCGAAUAAUGGCAGAUGGAGCUAAAGAAGAUGAUCCUAGAGUGGUACAUCUUAGUAUCAAACUGGCCAGAAUCAGCCAUUUGAAAAAAGAAUACUCAACAGCUCAACUGGGUUAUGAUUGGUGCUUAGAAAAGUUACAGCGAGCAAUGGGUACAAAUCCUAGUGAUGACACUAUUAAAAUGCUUGCAGUAGCGGAGGACUGGUGUGGAAGGUUGUAUGUAGAUUGCAAUAGACUGGAGGAGGGGUUGAAAUUGAUGGUAAAUUCACUUGAACAUAUGCAGUCAGUGGGUGAUGUGGGCCAGGAACAUUUUGUAGUCCAGUUGAAUGAUAUUGGAACAGUUUGUGUCCAGUUAGGAAGGACAGAUGAAAGCAUUGCUUAUUUCAAACAAGCUAUAGAAAUAGGUAAGCAGUUACCGGAGAUGGAAGAAUUAGGAACAAUGUAUGUUAAUUUAGGGAGGGCUUAUUUGAAGAAGCAACUGGUUGAGGAAGCCAGGAAGAGUUGUGGGCACGGGUGGAAACUGGGGGUGCAAGCUAACAAUAAAGAAAUCAAAGACGAGGCUGAGGAAUGUAUCAAAGAAGUAAAGAAUAUGAUACGGUAG